AUGAUCUCUCAUAUUUGGAGCAUUUUGGUUAAACGCGAAUCCCUUUGGGUGGAGUGGGUUCACUCGUAUAGGCUGAAAGGGCAUAGCUUUUGGACGUGUAAGGCUGUAGCGAACACAUGUUGUAGUUGGAGGAAGUUAUUACAGCUUAGGCCGUUAAUCAGGAGCUAUAUUUGGUCUAACUUGGGCAAUGGAAGCAAGACCUCGGCUUGGUUUGAUUGGUGGAGCCAUCUAGGUCCGCUUGGUAAUUUCUUGACUCCAAGAAUCAUAUCGAAUGCAGGGUUUUCUAUUAAAUCCACAGUUCAAGAUAUUCGUGAUAAUGGUUCUUGGAGGUGGCCUGAAGCGUGGAGGGCUACGUAUCCUGUCUUGAUCCAGCUUGAUAAUAUUCAGCUUCAUCCUAGCCGUCCUGAUAAGCUCUUGUGGAACGAUGGUAAUGACUUAGAUGACUACUCUUCAUCUCGGGCAUGGCAUUCCAUUAGAGAGCGUGCUGAGGAAGUAGAUUGGACAAAGAUAGUUUGGUUUAAUCAAUGUAUUCCCAAGCAUGCUUUUUUCAUGUGGUUAGUCUUUCGUCGUAAGUUACUUACUCAAGAUAUAAUUCUGCGGUGGGAUUGGUCGAGAAGGAAAAAUAUGAAUAUGAUGUGCUGUCUUAUGUGUUAUGAGAAUAAUGACUCUCAUAAUCAUCUGUUCUUCGAUUGCAAUUACUCCACUCAAGUUUGGAUAAAGGUGCGUGGCAAGGGGGGUAUGAACACGGUCUCGCCAGAAUGGGAUCAUAUUGUUAGCUGGUUAGCGGCUCGUGCGUCUUCGAAGUCGGCUAUUAACUUCAUUAGUCGGCUCAUAGUUGCAGCUUCGAUCUACUUUGUAUGGCAGGAACAGAAUGCUAGAAUAUUCAAGAACCAGACGAGACCCCCAGAUGUUCUGAGUGACUUAAUCGUGCAGACUGUUCGAUAUAAGCUUAUGGGUGUUAAGUUUAAAGAGAGUUCUAAUGUUCGUAGAUUGCUGGAAGCUUGGGGGAUUCACUCAACACGAAUGGACGAUGACGGAGGCUGA
Messenger RNA from Helianthus annuus (common sunflower), 1044 nucleotides. RefSeq lists its product as uncharacterized. Bases 1 to 1044 code for a protein of 347 amino acids. The transcript has a single exon. Lineage: Eukaryota; Viridiplantae; Streptophyta; Magnoliopsida; Asterales; Asteraceae. The record is from RefSeq and is a predicted model, not a curated record.